AUGGACGUGGGCAAGGCGAUCGCCGCGUACAUGGAGCGCAUGCUCAAGGAGGUGCAGGGCAUGAAGAUCCUGCUCCUCGAUGAGCACACGACGCCGACUGUGUCCGCGGCCUACACGCAGUCCGCGCUGCUCGAGCAGGAGGUGUACCUGACCGACAAGCUCGCGAACGCGCGGCGCGAGCGCAUGCCGCACCUGACGUGCAUCGUGUUUGUGCGCCCCAGCGCUGCAUCCAUCCACGCGCUCUGCGAGGAGCUGCAGCAUCCGCGCUACAGCGCGUACUGGCUGUGUACGUGCGCGCCGCUGACGCCAGACUUUAGCCACGCCGUGUCGAAAGCGCACAUCGAGCAGCUGGCCGAGGCGGACCAGCACCAGGCCGUGCAGGCCGUACAGGAGUUCUUUGCGGACUAUGUCCCGGUGACGUCGUCGCACUUUUCGCUGCACUACGCCGUCCCACCCCAUGCGCUCUGGGGCCACACUACCUCGACGUGGGACGCGGACGCGCUCGACGUGCACACGCGCGCGCUCACGUCCGUGCUCCUGAGCCUCAAAAAGAAGCCGGUCGUCCGGUACGAGCGCAUGAGCGGGCUGGCCAAGACCCUCGCGCACGAUGUGGUGCACCAAAUGGACACGGCGCUGGCGCCCCUGUUCGACUUUCGGCGCACCGAUGUGCCGCCGCUGCUGCUCAUCCUGGACCGGCGGAACGACCCUGUGACGCCGCUGCUCACGCAGUGGACGUACCAGGCAAUGGUGCACGAGCUGCUCGGCAUCGACAACGGGCGCACGACGAUGCACACGGAGCAGGGCGCGCAGGACAUCGUGCUGUCCGUGGACCACGACCCGUUCUUUGCCGCCAACCUGUACGACAACUUUGGCGACCUCGGCGCGUCGAUCAAGGAGUACGUCGUGCAGUUCCAGGCGCGCUCCGCGUCCAACGCCACGAUCGAGACGGUGCAAGACAUGAAGCGCUUCGUCGACGCGUACCCCGAGUUCCAGCGCCUGCGCGGCAACGUGAGCAAGCACGUCGCGCUCCUCGGCGAGCUCAGCGCGCUCGUCGAUGCGCGCCGCCUCCUGACCGUGAGCGAGCUCGAGCAGAGCCUCGCGACGCGCGAGAGCCACGCAAGCGACCUUAAGAACGUGCAGUCGCUCCUGGCCGAUCCGCAGAUCGGCGCGGACGCCAAGCUGCGCGUCGCAAUCCUCUAUGCGCUGCGCUACCAGACCCUAAGCAGCCACCAGAUCGAGGCCGUGGUGCGCCAGCUGGUCGACGUCGGCGUCCCGGAAAGCGACGUCGCGUUGGUGUACGUCCUGCUCAACCUCGCCGGCGCGGACCAGCGGCAGGGCGACUUGUUCGCGAACGAGAACCUGUUCGCGCGCGGCAAGAGCGCGCUCCGUGGCCUCAAGGGCGUCGACAAUGUCUACACACAGCACACGCCGCACCUGGUGCAGACGCUCGAUCAGCUCAUGCGCGGCAAGCUGCGCACCGCGCACUACCCGUUCGCCGGCUCAGAUGCGUCGAACGCGCUCGACGCGCCUGCGACCGUGUACCCCGGCGGGCCGCCCACGCGGCCCCAGGACGUGGUCGUGUUCGUCAUUGGCGGCACCACGUACGAGGAGGCACGGAUGAUCGCGCUCCUCAAUGGCGCAGCGAGCGCGGCGCCCGGGGCGGGUGCCGCGCCGGCGCCGACCUGGCCCGGCACCCGCUUCCUGCUGGGCGGCACGACCGUGCAUCGCUCGCGCACGUUCCUCGAUAUGGCACAGCAUGUCGCCGCGCGGCACCCGUCGCUCACGCGCGCGCCGCCCGCGCUCGGGAGCCGCGGCCCGCCGUCGCUGCGCUUGGGGCCGGCGCCCUGGGGCGAGAGCCACGAUCUCGGGCAGGUUGCGAGCGGGGCGCGCGAUAUGGCGCAGGGCCUCUUGGGGCGCGUCAUGCGCGGCAUCGAUUCGCCGUUGUAG
This is a messenger RNA of Malassezia sympodialis ATCC 42132, 1947 nucleotides long. RefSeq lists its product as uncharacterized. The coding region runs from base 1 to 1947 and encodes 648 amino acids. The record is from RefSeq and is a predicted model, not a curated record. Lineage: Eukaryota; Fungi; Basidiomycota; Malasseziomycetes; Malasseziales; Malasseziaceae. Gene Ontology annotation, biological process: vesicle-mediated transport. The transcript is spliced from 3 exons.